This is a messenger RNA of Gambusia affinis (western mosquitofish), 4912 nucleotides long. RefSeq names its product thrombospondin 3a (gene thbs3a). The record is from RefSeq and is a predicted model, not a curated record. The coding region runs from base 424 to 3279 and encodes 951 amino acids. NCBI's taxonomy places the organism in Eukaryota, Metazoa, Chordata, Actinopteri, Cyprinodontiformes, Poeciliidae. Gene Ontology annotation, cellular component: extracellular region. Gene Ontology annotation, molecular function: calcium ion binding; heparin binding. Gene Ontology annotation, biological process: cell adhesion. The transcript has 23 exons.
UUUUAGUUUCGGGUUCCGAUGGAUCAGAACCGGAGAGGGACCGUCCGGUUCGGAGCUGAAUCCUGAAUUUGGCUCGUGAACGUCCCUCUCUCCGGUCGCGCGCCUGCGGCGUGAGCGCGCGCGCCAGCUGCAGUUUCCAGCUGUGAGCUCGUGAGGCUGGACCGUCAGUUUCUCCUCCGGUGGUUCGGGUCGGCUCGGUUCGAACUGGUGCGUGACUUGUUGCUCUUCUUCUCCCGGUUUGGACCCGGUCUGUUUCCCCCGGAACCGCCGCUCCUUCCUCCGGACCGAAACUUCACCUGAACCCCCCCACUGCUGCCUCAGGGUUCGGGUCCAUCCUCAGUUCCGAACCCACGGCUCGGUUUAUUGUUUUCCAUCAUCAUUCUGCUCUGCUGCUGGAACUUUUCAAACGGAACCGGUCCAGUAAUGGGUUGGGGUUUCCCGGUUCUGCUGGCGGUUCUGUUCGCUCAGCUGUCGGCCGGGUUCCCGGACGGAGUGGACGUUCAAGUCAUCGACGUCCUGAGCCUCCAGGACUCCAAGCAGAACGUGGCGGCGGUGGAGAAGCUGUCGGGCGGUCUGAGCGCGCUCAGUGACGUCUAUGUGGUGUCGACAAUCCGACUGCCUGUCAAGAUGGGCGGGGUUUUGUUUGGGCUCUACAGCAAGCAGGACAACAGGAAGUACCUGGAGGUCGCCAUCAUGGGGAAGAUCCACAAAGUUCUGGUCCGGUACGUCAAAGCGGACGGGAAGGUCCACACCGUGAACCUGCAGAACUCCGUCCUGGCCGACGGACGGACUCACUCCAUCAUCCUGAGACUGGGCGGCCUCCAGCGCAGCAACAUGCAGGUGGAGCUGUAUGCCGACUGCCGAUUGGUCGAUUCCAGUCAGGGCGUUCCCCCAUUGGUUCCUCUGCCCAGAGAGGCGGACAUGGUGGAGAUCCGACAUGGACAGAAAUCGUACGCCCGACUUCAGGGCGCAGUGGAGUCCCUCCGCCUGGCUCUAGGGGGCAGCGUUGCUAAAGCCGGAGCGCUGACCGACUGUCCGUUCCAGGGAGACUCGUCGGCCUUCAACUCAGUGAACGGAGAGGUCCAGUCCAUCCUGGGUGAACACACCAAGGCUCUGAUUGGUCAGCUCAUCAUUUUCAACCAGAUCCUGGGAGAGCUGCGGCAGGACAUCAGGGAGCAGGUGAAGGAGAUGUCUCUGAUCAGGAACACCAUCCUGGAGUGCCAGGUUUGUGGUUUCCAUGAACCGCGGUCUCGCUGCUCUCCCAACCCCUGCUACAGAGGAGUCUCCUGCAUGGACAGCCUGCAGUUCCCUGGGUACACCUGUGGACAGUGUCCACCUGGGACCACCGGCAACGGGACGCACUGCAGGGACGUUGAUGAGUGUGAGCUGCAGCCGUGUUAUUCUCCUGAAGCCUGCGUCAACAGAGAGGGAGGCUUCAGCUGCCAGCCGUGUCCUCCAGGCCUGUGGGGGGCGCCGCUGGCCGGAACAGGACUGGACUACGCUAAGACACACAAACAGGAAUGCGUGGACAUCGAUGAGUGUGUGGAUCUCCCUGACGCCUGUGCAUCAAACUCGGUCUGCAUCAACACUGUGGGUUCCUACAAAUGCGGAGGCUGUAAACCCGGUUUCUAUGGCAACCAAACAUCUGGCUGCUCCCCCAGGAAGUCAUGUGCUGCGUUGACCUUUAACCCUUGUGACACCAACGCCCACUGUGCCAUGGAGAGGAACGGAGAAGUUGCCUGCAGGUGUAACGUUGGCUGGGCCGGAAACGGACACACCUGUGGAAUGGACACGGACAUCGACGGCUACCCCGACCGUUCUCUGCCCUGCAUGGACAACGACAAACACUGCAAACAGGACAACUGCGUGUUUACGCCGAACUCAGGCCAGGAGGAUGCAGACAACGACGGCAUCGGAGACCAGUGUGACGAGGAUGCAGACGGAGACGGCAUCAAGAACGUGGAGGACAACUGUCGUUUGGUUCCCAACAAAGACCAGCAGAACUCAGACAGCGACUCGUUCGGAGACUCGUGUGAUAACUGUCCCACCGUCCCCAACAGCGACCAGAAGGACACGGACAACAACGGACAGGGAGACGCCUGCGAUCAGGACAUUGAUGGAGAUGGUAUUCCCAACGUUCUGGAUAACUGCCCUAAGGUUCCCAACCCGAUGCAGACGGACAGAGACAGAGACGGAGUCGGAGACGCCUGUGACAGUUGCCCUGAACUCAGCAACCCCAUGCAGACGGAUGUGGACAAUGACCUGGUGGGAGACGUCUGUGACACCAACCUGGACUCGGACGGAGACGGUCACCAGGACUCCAGAGACAACUGUCCUGACAUCCCCAACAGCUCCCAGCUGGACUCCGACAAUGACGGCCUCGGAGACGACUGCGACCACGACGACGACAACGACGGCGUCAUCGACGAUUACGACAACUGCAGACUGAUCAUCAACCCGAACCAGAAAGACUCCGACGCUAAUGGAGUGGGAGACGUCUGCGAGAACGACUUCGACAACGACGCCGUGAUGGAUCUGAUGGAUGUGUGUCCAGAGAGCGCCGAGGUCACGCUGACGGACUUCCGAGCCUAUCAGACGGUGAUCCUGGACCCUGAAGGCGAGGCCCAGAUCGACCCCAACUGGGUGGUUUUGAAUCAGGGCAUGGAGAUCGUUCAGACGAUGAACAGCGAUCCGGGUUUAGCUGUCGGCUACACGGCGUUUAACGGCGUGGACUUUGAGGGAACGUUCCACGUCAACACGGUGACGGACGACGACUACGCCGGCUUCAUCUUCGGGUACCAGGACUCGUCCAGCUUCUACGUGGUGAUGUGGAAGCAGACGGAGCAGGUGUACUGGCAGUCCGUCCCGUUCCGGGCCGCGGCCCAGCCCGCCCUGCAGCUCAAGGCGGUGAAGUCCCGGACCGGGCCGGGGCAGUACCUGAGGAACGCCCUGUGGCACACCGGAGACACGCACGGCGAGGUGAAGCUGCUCUGGAAGGACCCCCGAAACGCCGGCUGGAAGGACAAAACGUCGUACCGCUGGCAGCUGAGCCACCGGCCGCAGGUCGGAUACAUCAGGGUGCGGUUCUUUGAAGGGACGGACAUGGUGGCGGACUCCGGCGUCGUCAUCGACACGACGAUGAGAGGAGGCCGACUCGGCGUUUUCUGCUUCUCGCAGGAAAACAUCAUCUGGUCCAACCUGCGCUACAGAUGCAACGACACGGUGCCUGAAGACUUCGCAGCGCAUCGUCAGCAGUUUCUCAUGCACAUUCAGGUCUGAGCGCGGCAGACGGACUGCGGACACGGCGGCUCUGUGGGAGCCGAGCGCCUGACUGGGAGCUGGAGAAACAGAAACCAGCCAUCCUCUCCAGUGUUUCCACCUUUUCCCUCCAUGGUUUUAACUCGGCUCGACUGUGAAGUUUUUGCCUUUUGGUUUGGCUGUUUCCGUGAAAGAACCUGAUCUGCUACCAACAGGAGAAGAGAAGUUCCACCAUGUUUUCUUCUGUCCUGACGACAGAAAAAGACUCAAAAAGCUCUUUGAGGUCCAGUCUGUUUCUGCUUCUGCCACUGAAAACCCAACAAUCAUUUGUGUUAACCGUCUCCAAAUAAAACAUGACAGCGUGGACGAUGCAUCUCCAGCUUUUGAGCUCAUGAAUCGAAGCGUUUUCCUUCUGCGUGGAGCACCAGACUCCUUUCUGCAACCGGCUUUAAUACGGAGCUACAUAAGUCAAAAAGUCGUCAGAGGUUUUGACUCACCUGUUGCACACCUGACAAUAACAAUCGCUGGAAGUCGUGCUGAGAGUUUCCUGAAUGCCCUGUAGGUGUCACUAAUGAGUCGUUAGCUGUAAAAAAAACGUGACCACGGAGUUUUCAGCUCAUCACUGACAAGAUUCAAUAUAAAGGGCAUUAUAAUUAAAUUUUUUUUAAACUUGUCUCCUUAAAAAAAAAACUGAGAAACUUUCUAAUUUAAAAAAAAAAACAACUUGUGAAAGCAAAGAAAGUUUCUUGUUUUAAAGAUGACAUAUUUUUUAUUCCAGGCACAUAGCGCCAUUUAUAGCAGAUUCAAGUAACUGAAAUUGGAUCUCUGUCUCUUUAAGAAGCUCCUGCUCUUUCUGAAGCUCUGCGUCCAGGAAGUCAUCACAACAUGGUUCCUCUAUUAACCUGCUAACGUUUUUACUGGAGUAAUAACGAGCUCAGCAGUUACACCAGGUGUUUGCUAAUUGCUGCUGGCUAGUCUGAAGGAGCUGAGUGGGGGAGGAGCUGCGUGUUGAAGGCGGGACUAUGUCCCAACAAGCGUUUAGGCACCUCCAAAUGGUUGCCAGGGAGAUUAGAGGAUACGUGAAAGAAUCAAGGCAACACUGCAGGUUUGUUCAUGAUGGUGGAAAAAUCAAAAAGGUGAUUUGACAUGAUGCUGCCCCUUUAAAAAGUUUUAUAUUCAAAACAAGAAACUGAGAAAUUUGUUUAACAAGGAAAACUAUACUCAUCUUAAGACGAGAAACUUUGUUUUAAUGCGUCUAUAUCUCGUUAGAGAGAGUUUUUUUCAUACUGAGACAUCUGAUUUCUUAGUUUCAUGUUUCUGCGUUCGCAGAAUUCAAACGCUGUGAUUCUUGACAAUAAAACUGGAAGUGAUUAUUUCCCGCAUCGCUUACACUGUAAAACCUGCGUGUAGUCUCUCCAAACAACAUGGAGCGGGUCGAGCGGUUCCUGCAGUGGAAACGACAAAUCUGGAGGCAGACUGAACUUCAGGCGCAGGACGAGGAAACAUGGUGGAAACAUGUUGGAAUACGUCACAUGUAGUCAUCAAUACCAGCUUCACACACUGGAACCACAGAAGAAGAACAGCAAGAUGAAGCUAAUCAGCUGGAAUCAAAGUGUCCUCCAUGUUUUAUGGUUUUAAUAAACAACCAACCCAA